Molecule: messenger RNA, 10502 nt
Organism: Podarcis lilfordi (Lilford's wall lizard)
Lineage: Eukaryota; Metazoa; Chordata; Lepidosauria; Squamata; Lacertidae
Source: the annotation of a GenBank genome assembly
CGUCGUCGCGUCUCCCGCCGUGCGCGCGCACGCACGCAGGCCCUCCCUCCCGCCUUUCCCAACCCACCCAGAGCCGAGCCCGCCUUUGCCUCGUUCUUUUUACGGCUAUUUGAACCGCCGCGCUUCCGCCAUCUUCUUCCUCAGCCGCCCGCCCAGUUUAAACACACACACACGGAAAGAAAGAAAGGAAGAAACCAGAAGAGGAGGCGGCGGAAGCGGGAGAGAAAGAGCGGAGAGACGCAUCGAGAAGGUAAUGGACGGCGGUUAACGGGGUGGAGGGGAGAGAGAGAGAUCAAUGACGAACGAAGCGGCGGCCUCUCCGCGGCGACGGCGAGGAGGCCUCCCCGAGGCAGCGGCCUUUGAGGCCUUCGAAGCUCUCGGGCCUCCUCGCGUGGCUCUUGAGGAGAGAGGCCCAGGAUUUACCUCACGCCGGCGGUGGGGGGAGGGGAGGGGUCGGGAUGCGGCGGCGGCGGCGGCGUGGGGGGGAGGGGAACGGCGGCGCGGACGCACGCGCUCCGUCGCGCGCCCGCGUCACAAUCCCUCGCGGUCCCUUCCCCUCCUCGCGCCGUUAGUCGGGAGGCGAGGCGCGGAACGGCGGUUUGGAGGGGAGGCCGUUGAGGGAGAGAGAGAGAGAACCGCAUUCCAUCCCCCCCCCUCGAGGGCGCGAGUGAGUGCGCGGGGACGCCGGGGGGGGGGAGAAUGAUGGGAGGGUCGUCGCGCGGGGGGAGGGGGAGAAACGAGAGGGAGCGCCCCCCAUUCCUUCCGUGUUAAAUCCUUACAAUAUAUAUAUGCGUGCGUAUAUAUGAUGCAUGCUGGUUUGGGGACGUAGAAAAUGGAUAAAAGGUAGCGGGCCUUGGAUAUUUUGGGGGGGGGGGCAGGGGGGAGUCUUGGAUUAUAUUCUAAAAUUUUGUUUCCUCUCUGCCUGCCCACGCCAUUAGCAAUUCUCUCUCCCCCCCUCCCCAUUUAAUGCAGUUUCUCAAUUCUGCUGAGCCAUCCUAGGGGGGGAUGGGGGGGUGAGAGGGAGAGCAUGGAGGGCGGGGAAAGAAACGCGCGCGCGCGCACACACACAAAAACCCCUUGGCCGCCAUUUACUGCUUCCUCCCUGACCCGGAUGGAGAGCGAGCCACGCGCCUUUUGGGCGGCGUGGGCAGAUGAGCGCAGCACGGGAGUUUUUUCUUUCUUUUCCUUUUUAACCUCAAUCGGGCCUUUCUCUGUCUCUCAGUAGACGCAGCAGCAUGGCCGCCCCGCAGGGAGAACCGCAAGUGCAGUUUAAGGUAAGGAACGAGGCCGGGACACCCAUACUUCCCUUAUUUUCUUGCUUUCUCUUUAAAAGAAACCACUUCUUUAAAACGCCUGGAUACUAGCUUGGGAGCUUCCUUUGUUAGGCUGAUGUUAAAACCCACAAGAAUGUUCGUUAGGCUACAUGUCUUGUAACCAUGGCCGUUUUGUUAGGAUUAUUUAUUUUUUUAAACCCCACUCCUCUGUUGAGAAGGCUUCUGAGAGCUGCUUGCUUAAGGUCGAUAAAAACAAAAUGGACCUUGUAAAUCUUAAAAGUCUCCUGGGUUUGUUUGGGAUCGGACAUGUGGGAGAUGCAAUUCUGCAUGCUUACUUAGAAAAAGGUCAAUUGGAUUUAAUUCUCAUUUAAGUGUGUAUAGGAUUGGAGGCUUGGGUGUCUUUGUUUCCAUAGGUUUUGAUUACAUUAUUUAUUCAAGAGAGGACUUGAUGCUCAACUUUUCUGCCAGGGCUGUACAAAUUACAAUUUGAUUAAGUUACCAAUUAAAAUGUGGGGACAUAUUUAAAUAGGUAUAUUUGGGACUUUUUAUAUUUUUUUGCAUUUUACAGUGAGCCAUAUACAGUAAAUUGUGCUGUAUGCUUUCAAUAGCAAUUCCUGUGCUUCCUUCAGUGCUUUUUGUGGCAUAAUGUGUGACUUGUGCAAUUUCUAACGUCACAUGUUCAAUUAAAAAAACUACUUUCCACUUAUGCUUCUACAGCUGAGUUAUCUGUAAGCCUUUAAAAGUAGAGAUCCAAGGGCAGUAUAGUCUCAGAUGCAUGAAGUACUAUCUUGCCUUUUGGUUGGAUUAAUAGCUCAGUCAGGGAAGUGAUUGUACAAAUUUGUACAGACUACAUUUCACAUCUUGGAAAAAGUAUGGCCAUCCAACACCUCACAAGUAGACUUUUUUCACACACCCGCUCCCCCCAAAAAACACAUUUAUUUGAAUGUUACAAUACAUUUUCAAUCAAUAUAUCCCCUUCACAGACACCUCUGUAAUCAUGGUGGCGUUAAAAUAUGCUGUUGUUCAGUAAAAGAGAAAAAGUGAGACCAGCUCUCAAAGGUAUCUUUUUUUGGAGAUACCUUUAAUUAGUCACUGAUGAUUUGUGAGGUGUUCUGAUAAAGCAAAGUUCCAGGUGUUAUUAACCCAAGCCUCUCUUGGUACAGCAUUUUAGAAGUUUCCUUCCAUCAUUGAGCAAUAACAAGUAGAUCCGAAAGGACUCUCCCUCUUCUCCCCCCCAGGGCCCCCUAAUUUGCUCUAGAGCAGAAGUUCCCAAAUUCUGACCCACCGAUUACUAGUGGUCCCUGAGCUUUGUUCAGGUGUUACAUGCUGCAUUUUCAAAAUACAAUUAAAAACCAUACAACACCUAGCACAGUAUGACAAUUGUUACAGCAGGCAGAAAAUCCUUAAGUGGUCUGCCAACACCCAUAAAUCAGUCACAUUGGUUAAGAAUUAUUUAGGUUAAAAUAAUUUAUCACCCUUUGCGGUUUUUGCAGACUCCCAUAGAUAGAUGCUUAAAAGUGUAAAUUAAUUUUUAUUCCUCUACUAGGCCAACUAGUUUAUGCAGUAUAUAGGCACUAGGCUGAAUGUAAGCCAUGUACAUUUUCAUUUGAAUUAAAUCCUAGAAGUCCAGGUAUUACCUUCCUCUUCUAUCCCAGGCAAUGUGCAAAAAGAACAUUUUGUCAUCUGUUUGGUUUUCUACUCAUCUUGAAGAUGGGUAGGUUAUAGAUUUUAAACCUGGUUGAAGUGGCAUUGGUUAUGGUUAUGAACAUAUUACAUGGCAGCUACAUGCCACUUACUCUGAAUUAGUCCUAUAAAGUCUGGUAGAAUGGACAUGUGCCAGUGUGUAGAUGUUUUGUGGGAUUAACCUAUAAAGCCUUAAACGGCUCAGGACCACAAUACCUCAAGGACCACAUCUCCCAAUAAGAACUGACCUGGACUAGGUGGCAAUGUGAGAAUGGGCCUUUUCUACAGGGGCUGCCUGCUUGUGGAAUGCUCUCCCCAGGAGGCUUGCUUGGUGCUUUACUUACAUAUCUUUAGGUACCAAAUGAAAACGUGGGAACCUUUCAUAUGUGGUGGUCGUGCCCAAAAAUGAAAAAAUUCUGGGACACAAUCUACGAGGAAAUGAAAAAAUUACUAAAAAUCACAUUUCACAAAAACCCAGAAUCAUUCCUUCUUGGGAUUCUAACUGACAAUAUCCCAAAAGAAAGAUUAAAAUUAUUUUUCUAUUCACUGACGGCGGCUAGGGUACUAAUAGCCAAGUACUGGAAGGGUGGCCAUAUACCAACUAGAGAAGAUUGGCUACAGAAGCUGAGUGAGUACUUGGAACUUGCUAAGUUGACUGAAGCCUUAAGGAACAAGUCAAAUAAAAUAGUCCAGAAGGAAUAGGAAUGCCUAAAUACCUACCUAUCGAGUCACAGUUCAACAACCAAGAUUUGGUUGUGUUUAGAAUAAACCUGUAAGUAGGAAAAGGUCUCCUUAUACCAAGAUGAGGAAUAUAUUGAAAUACAGAGAAAUUGCUUUAGUUAUAAGAAAUGAACCACCAUGAGGUCAAUGGAAGUAAAAAACCCCCAAAAGUAUGAUAAAAAGAGAUUCACCCCAUAAGGGUCAGCAUCUCGGUAGAGAAAUGACAUUCUGGGCUGUCUAUUAAAGUUACAUUGUAUUAUACUUAUUUUCUUCCUUUUUGCGUUUGCUCUGUUUUCUUUGUCUUUUUUUCUGUCUUUUUUCUGUUUCUUUUCUUUUUUUGUAUUCAAUUGAAAUGUUUUCAUACUUUGUUUCAUUUAUAUUUGCAUAACAAUUCAAUAAAAAAAAUAAGAAAAGAAAAAGAAAAUGUUCUUCUUCAGCAGGCCUUUGACUGAUAAAAACAAUCUAUGACCUUUUAAAUUUGUUUGUGGAAAGGAGGUUAUUGGGUUGUUGUUUUUUACUAUGUUAUGUAUUUUGUGUUUUCAUUUUGAAUCUUUAUGUUGUAUACCACUGAUCUUUGAAUGAAGGGCAGUAUAUAAAUUUAAUAAUGAAAUGAAAUAAGCUCUUGGCUGCAGUUGAUGCAGUGUAUUUGAGUUUUAAAGUGGUUUAAUGUAAGUUAGCUAUCUUAAACCCAGUACUUGAUACAUUUGUUUUACAUUCUUUAUUUCUAGUAGCUCAAGGUACCAUAUUUGGUUCCCCCUAAUUACCCCCACCCACCCUCCACAACAAUCCUUUGUGGAAAGUUAGGUUGUGAGAGAAUUACUGGCCUAAGGCCAGCCAGUUAACUUCAUGGCUAUGUGGGGAUUUGAACUAGGAUUUCCCCAGCCCUGGCCUAAAACUCUAACCUCUAUACCUGUCUAGUUGGAGAAAUACUUCCAUUGUUGGUAGAAGUUAACCUAGGAUGUAGUUGCAGUACAAAAGUAUCUUGAAUUCUUUAAAUUUGUAUUUCAACAGCUUGUUUUGGUUGGUGACGGUGGUACUGGUAAAACAACAUUUGUAAAACGUCACUUGACUGGUGAAUUUGAGAAGAAGUAUGUAGGUAUGUCAAAUGUUUUCCUUAUUCUAUUAUGCUGCUAUAUUAGUGAUCUGUAAUCCUUUACCUAUGUACCUUUUACUUAUGUAAAAUAACUUUGGUCGCUUUUUUUUGCAAAGUAGAUUUCAGUAAAAUAAAGUAAUGUGUUUUUUGUAAUUACAAGUUUUUUUGAGCAUUUACAGUUGUAUGACUUAACACUAUAAGUUAAGGGGGCAUCUGAAUUUGUAACACAAUUGGAUUUUUUCUCCUUUGUCAGCUGAUUGAUGUUGGAAGAGGGGAGGGUGGUAGGCAAAAUAAAUUGGUUCUAGGGAAAAGAAUGUACCUGAUCAAGCAAUGAAAAAUGUGAAGCUGUAGAUCAGGGCUGAUGAACCUAAUACUGGACUGCAAGUUGCAUCAGCCCCAGCCUGGAGGUAGAGCCCAGCAACUUCUGGAGAACCUCAGGUUUCUCCAUCCCUUAUUUAAAUGGAGGCCUUUAAAGGCAGCAUCACAGGCAUCUUAGAUCUUUUGUUGACAAGAUAAAAAACAUCCCAUUGUUUUGGGCAAGUGGUUUAUGAUGGUCAGUCUUAUUAAACAGAUGAAGGUGAAUAACUCUUACGUAAAUGAAGGGUCAUAUUUUCCUCAUGUUUUGUCACACUUGCUGAUAGCCUACAGGUCAAUAUUUCAAUUAGAAAAUGCACUCAUAUUCUACACUUAUACAUGCAAUGUUCCAACAGAGAUUUUAUGUAAUUGCAGCUACUCUGGGUGUUGAAGUUCAUCCUCUGGUGUUCCACACUAACAGAGGUCCUAUUAAAUUUAAUGUAUGGGACACAGCUGGACAGGAGAAAUUUGGAGGUCUGCGAGAUGGCUACUACAUCCAAGGUAAGUUGUCUGUACAGCUAUUUUGACUGAUUAACUGCUCAAAGCACAUUUUUGCUACCUGACCAGGGUGUGAAAUGUCUGUAAUUUAAUUGCAGCAACCUCUAGUUUUAAUUUGGCUUUUUGAAGGGCAUCUGCCAAUGUAAUCACUGGCAGCUGCUUGUGAAGGCUUGGUCUGCACCAAUGUGUUAUAAACAUGUUUUAGAUUAUCACAGUUGUGCAGGACUUUCAUUGGAAGACAUCAGAAAGUAACUAAAUCAACUUAAGCAGUGUUUUUUUUGCCAUCUUCAUGCCUUAUUUUGAAAUGUUGGAUUGUGGGCUCUUUAAUCAUAAAAAUACAGCUGCUAAGAUUAGUUUUUUGAGGUAACACAUCAAGGGUUGGCGGGUCUGUUAAAGGAGCAUGUAUAAAAUAGUAGAUUUUGAGUUUGGAUAGCUGUACAUUGUGUGAGUUUGAUCACUGUUAAUUAACUACAAAUUGUUUCAACUUUUUAGCUCAAUGUGCCAUCAUAAUGUUUGAUGUAACAUCAAGAGUUACAUACAAGAACGUACCCAACUGGCAUAGAGAUCUGGUACGGGUGUGUGAGAAUAUCCCCAUAGUUUUGUGUGGCAACAAAGUGGAUAUCAAGGACAGGAAAGUCAAAGCAAAGUCGAUUGUCUUUCACAGGAAGAAGAACCUGCAGGUAAGAUAAAGUUCUCUUGCUAAAGAUAAUAGUUAAAAUGGGAAGACAAAAGCAGUAGGGUGGUGUGUCAGUUGUUUUGGGAAGAAGUAAAGGACCCCCCGUCCUCUGUAAUUUUGGUUUCUUAGUUCACAUUACAUUUUUCAGCUGCUUGCUUUAGAAAAAAUUAGAUAAUGAAGUCUACUUCUAAAUUCCUUCUGAUGAUUAGUAUGUAAAAGGCUAUGUUUAAAUGAAUGUUCAUUGGAAGAUAAUUCUACUUUUGUCAACUAGUUGCAUCAAGGUCAUCUCAAGACUCCACAGCUGGGUGUAUGUUUAUGCACACAGAUACGACUAGAGGGAAAUUGUACCACAUGGACACAGAAAAUCAUUGGGACUAAAAGCAUUGUACCAUACAUGAAUGUCUGCAAGAGGGCUGCAACAUUCAGAAUGGAAUUAAGUAGUAAUUAGGGCUGGGCUAUGUCAGCUUUUCAUCAUUGUGAUGUAUCGCCAGUCAAACAUUACGAUACAGUGGUACAUCACCAUGUUGAAAAGCAGAGGUAGGAACAAGCUACAGCCUUUGUGUGCCAGGUGCUGGCAACAGAGGGAGUCAGGUGCAGGCAGGCACAUCCACGAUACACCGCCAGGUGAAAGUGCCAUUACACUUUGGCCCACAAACCCAGGCCUAGUGGUGAUAGUGCACAAGUCUUCCGAGGUUCUAUGCAAUGUUAAUUUUCCACCUUGUAGUGGGAGAGAAAUCAUUGGGCUUAUUUGCCCAUUGAGGAAAACUUCAUGAAUCUGCAGGGCUUGUGCCACAGUUAAACAGUUUGUGUUUUAAGCUGCCACAGGACUUUGUUUCUGCAACAACAUAUGGACACUGUGAUUCCCCUCUGGUUUGUUUCUAAAUGCGCAAUCUCUCUUUUCCUCCAGUACUACGAUAUUUCAGCCAAGAGUAACUAUAAUUUUGAGAAACCCUUUCUUUGGCUGGCAAGAAAGCUAAUUGGAGAUCCCAACUUGGAAUUCGUUGCCAUGCCUGCUCUUGCACCACCAGAGGUCGUUAUGGAUCCAGCAUUGGCAGCACAGUAUGAGCAAGAUUUACAGGUAAAUGAGCUCAUAAAAGGACUUGAGAUCGUGAUCUGCUUGUUGUUGCCAUUGACUUUAGAAUGUUACUAAACUUGUUUUCCCUCUCCCCCCCCAUUCCAGAUUGCUCAGACCACUGCACUGCCAGAUGAAGAUGAUGAUCUGUGAGGGAGUGAAGCUGGAGCCCAGCGUCAGAAGUCUAGUUUUAUAGGCAACUGUCCUGUGAUGUCAGUGGUGCAGCGUGUUUGCCACUUUAUUAUUCUAGCUGAGCAGAACAUGUGCUUUAAUCUUUGAAAUGCUGAAAGAGAGAAUGGGCUUUGGAGUGAAUGUGGCAGUUAAAAAAAAUUCCUUCAUUUUGGACCUGCAUAUUUAGCUGUUUUGGACUGCAAUUUACUCCCCAUUUUGAGUUUCGAAUCUGACUGCUGCAGUCGCAUCACAGUAUUCAGUGGUAAAUCUUGUUUGUUACUGUCAUUCCCAUUCCUUUUUCUUUAGACCAUAAUAAAGUUGUAUUUCAAAUAUCCAAGCAAGUGACUCUUCAUGAAUUUAAGAAUAGUUACUCAGAGUCCUCAAAGCUUCAACCAAAUUGGGGCAAAGUAAAAACACUUUUAACCCUAAACAGGCCAAGUGCUUGGCUAGCAGUCAGAAUAAAUUCACAUUCUGGAAAAGCUGCCAUACAUGGAUUUAAGACAAUUGGAUUGCGUUGGGGUUGAAUUGAAAUUGUAGCAUUGGGCCUAAUCAGUUAGGUCUGCCUUUUGGAGAUUUGUCCAUAGCACUGUAAAGGCAUGCAGUAGGAAACAGUUUCGUCACUUGCUCAUCUGUUUCCCCCACUGGGCUGCAGAUAGGCAAUACUGUACUAUAUAUUUGAAGCAGCAUUUUUUAACAAAUUAGCUGAAAGCAAGUUUUAUGGGACUUUAUUCCAGUUCACUUUCCUUUGUACAAGUUAGGAGAGGCUGGCCAAAUAAAGUGUAAUACUAAAGCAUUAUAAAGUGCUGUGCAUGUUAACCAGUUGUGUAGUGUGUGGGCAGUUUUCAUUGUUGUGUGCUGGGAAGGUGGGGCGGUAACCAUUUACUCUGCCACAGUGUAUAUGGAAGCUUCCCUUCAGACACUAAGUGCCUAUGGAAGUUUGCUUUCCAGGUCAUAGAGUUGUGUCAGGUGAGCAAAGGGCUUACCUCUCUAGCAUUGCACUUCUGAAUAAAAUUCCACCCUGCAUAGAAGCUAUUCACAAUUUUUCAAAUGUCCAUGGUGUUUUGCUAGCUACUUGGUUUCUGUGCUGGUGAGGCUGGGCCCAAAGCAAGAAAAAUCAUGGGAAGGAGAAACGCUGGAAAAAGGAAACACCAGUGUUUAGGUUCUUAAAUUUUUAUAAACCAUGUCAUGAGAAAGAUCCUAUAUUGGCAAUAAAUACAAUAAACGGAGAGCAUGUAGAAUGAACACUGUAACAAAGAGUUUCAGAAGACUAAAUAUUCUGGCUGUAUGCUAAUGUGAUUCCAAAGUACAUGGUGUAGAUAAUAUCAGUUCUUGAGCUAGGGAGUUUCAACAGAAAGUAUUCAACCAACCUACCUAAUUCAAAGUAGAUCCAUUGAAAUUAAUGGACCUAUCUUAGUCAUGUUGAGUAAUUAGAGUAGCUCUACUCUUGCAUCUCAGCCAUACUCUGUUCCCACAAUUGGUGUGGUGCAGGGUUUUAGUGUUAUAGUUGCUACUAAAUAAGCUAUAGCCUUCCAAGCUGCCAAAAUCGUAUCUCCGGAUAAUCUUAGGCACGAUCUUAGAAUGUAUGUAUGGAAGAGGUUCUGUUAGUUGGUCCAGAUCCUAAGAAAUUCAACUUAAAACAGAUCUAUUGAAAUGUAGUGAAAGAAAUUGUAACUAAAUCCUUGGACUUAAAUGAGGAAGUCUUCUUUCUGGCUUGCAGCGUUUGAUAAGAGUAGGUCUGCUUUAACAAAAACACUGGGAUGCUAGGGGCUGUGCAUCUGCUUGCCACCCCCUAUCAUUCCCACCAUAUUAACCCACUAGAUCUUUCCCUUCCCACUCUAUGCAACUACUUUAGCUUUUUACAUCCCCAACUCCCAUUUCUGAAACUUCUGUUUCACAGUCCCACUGCAACUGGUUUAAGCACCUCCCCUAUGUCACAACACUCCUUUUGUGCACCCCUUUGCACACAAACAUCCUAUAUGGUAACCUGCAUCUUCCUGAUCCAACAUGUUGCAACUGCUAAACACCCUUUUCACCUGCCUAAUUAGUGAAGCCACCUCUCCUGUUCAGACCCUUUAACGCCCUUGCUCUCAACUAUUCCCAUGCUAUUUUGCAACCCCCUUUGCAGUCCCAUUUUCACUUUGCCCCCCUCUACCCUUCUGCUUGGACCCUUUUCAAUUUCCCCUUGCACAUAGGUCAGCACCAUUUACAUGCCUUACCCUAUUCUGCAGCCCCCUUUGCUCACCCCUCCCCAUGCUGCUACAUGUAUCUUUAAGUUGACUAGACUUAAGUGCAGGCCUGUCUGCUUGUUCAGCUAGAGAAGGUUGAAGUUCAUUAGGUGAAUGUACUUACAUGACUGUUGGUGAAUAAAACAUACUUUCUAAAGUUCUUUGAAUUAGGAACUUCAUGUUGAAGGCAACACAUGGUACCAGAAAUGAAAAACAAUGUGGGAUGCUACUGUAAUUUUUUGGGGGAGGGGUGCAUAUAUCCUCAGCUUCAAGCCCCUCCCAUAUUCUCUCAGCUCUCUGGACCUGCCUCAUAUCCUCACAGUUCUGGGUCUUGCUUAAUUCAGACCUCCGCUCUUGUUGAAAGCUGCCAUUUCAGAAUCUCUCUUCCUUCCGUCUCCUGCCCUGGCUUCAUUCAAAGGAUACGGCACUACAAAUCCUCCAACGGUGACUGUUCAAUGACAGCCUUAGGUUUUUGUGUAUAUAGGGGGAAAGUGCCCAUUGUAGUUUAAUGGUAUAUCAAAAAGACUGCAAGCCUUAAAAGUGGACAUACAAUAAUAGAACCAGGAAAACCAUUUUAGAAGCCUUGUGGCACCUGAAGGACUCACAUUUCUUUGGCAUGAACUUUUGUAUGCUAUGAAGUGAAGGUGUACUGUAUGUGGGUUUGCAGAGAGAAAUGUAAACAUUGGUGUUAAAUGGUAAUGAAACAAUUAUAAUAUAAUUAAAGGCUAGGUUAGGC